AUGUUAGAGAGCAACGCCGGAGUUUUAAGUGGACAUGACAUGGAGGACAAGUCUUCCUGUAUGAUGGCAUCAAACUCGCACAUGAUGCAGACUCCCGUCAACAUGUACGGAAAUAUUCCUCCCCACGGCAUCACCGAGGAAGAUCAAACUAACAGGAAUCUAAAGUCGGAUCACAGCGAUUCGGAAAUCCCGGAUAACGUUAACUCACCGGAGUCGGACAUAGACAAUUAUGACAUGAAAUUCUCCGGGACGACCACACUUUCCCAGCAGAAGAGAAGAUUUGCGGACGUCAAGCCGCCGUAUUCCUAUAUCGCACUCAUCACGAUGGCCAUUGAAAGUUCGUCGUCAGGAAUGAUGACAUUAAAUGAAGUUUAUUCCUUUAUCAUGAAUCGUUUUCCGUAUUUCAAAGACAACCAACAAAGAUGGCAGAAUUCUAUUCGACACAACCUUUCGCUAAAUGACUGUUUCGUGAAAAUACCCAGAGCUCCCGGACGACCAGGCAAAGGAAAUUACUGGGCUCUACACCCCGGUUGUGGGGAUAUGUUCGGCAAUGGAAGCUUUCUGAGAAGAGCGAAGAGGUUCAAGCUUCAGCGGGCAAAGCGAGAGGACCCAGCCCAUGUUCAGCAUGUGAAUUCAUACGGACAUUUCAGUUUGUACGGAUCCCCCUCCGGAUACAAGCCUUAUCCCUCAUUUAACUCUAUGGCGCUUUCUGCGUUUUCUCAGGGACUACCCCAACCCCAGCAGUACGGGUUACCGUCAAAACCGGAAUCUUGGAACACAUCAUCUCACGGUGGUUACUCUCCGUAUUACAACACGCCCGGGAUGAAUAUGAACUCUACUCUCGGAUCGUCUCUCGGUUCGUCCCUCAGUGGAUCUUAUUUACCCGGAUCUCAAGUUCCUCCCGUCCCAUCCUCCACCGGUUCCCUCCCUGGGUACUCUUCCCUACCCCCGCCAUCUACCUAUUGUGGGUCUCAGUACGCAGGUCUCCAAAGACUACAAACAGCCCAGUGA
Messenger RNA from Saccostrea echinata, 1011 nucleotides. RefSeq names its product forkhead box protein B1-like. Bases 1 to 1011 code for a protein of 336 amino acids. Gene Ontology annotation, molecular function: DNA-binding transcription factor activity, RNA polymerase II-specific; RNA polymerase II cis-regulatory region sequence-specific DNA binding. Lineage: Eukaryota; Metazoa; Mollusca; Bivalvia; Ostreida; Ostreidae. The transcript has a single exon. Gene Ontology annotation, biological process: regulation of transcription by RNA polymerase II; cell differentiation; anatomical structure morphogenesis. The record is from RefSeq and is a predicted model, not a curated record.